Olea europaea var. sylvestris is the source of this 2025-nucleotide messenger RNA. Its product is annotated as putative pentatricopeptide repeat-containing protein At3g05240. The transcript has a single exon. Gene Ontology annotation, biological process: RNA modification. The record is from RefSeq and is a predicted model, not a curated record. Gene Ontology annotation, molecular function: protein binding; RNA binding. NCBI's taxonomy places the organism in Eukaryota, Viridiplantae, Streptophyta, Magnoliopsida, Lamiales, Oleaceae. The coding region runs from base 1 to 2025 and encodes 674 amino acids.
AUGCGAAUCCAAAGAUUAGCCCAAUUCCUCCACCAAAUACCCCAAAAUCACCUCUCCUCUCGCCACCUUCUCCAACUCCACUCUCAACUCAUCACCACCGGCCUCCACCACCAUCACCGUGACUCAACUCUCCUCUCCCUCCUCCAACUCUACCUCUCUAACCCCUCAACCCUCCCCCAUGCAACCACCCUUUUCCACCAAAUCCAAGAAAUCAAAACCCGCUCUCUAAAAUGGAAUCUCAUGAUCAGACACACCUCAAAUACUAACCCAUUAAAGGCACUAUCUUUAUUCCAAAAAGUGUUACUCACCAGUGCGAAAAAUUCCAAUGAGAUAUCCCAUUUUCAAUUUCACAAUGAUCCUUUUAUAUAUGCUUCUUUGAUUAAAGCUUGUAACAAAGCUCAGGCUUUUCGUGAGGGUAAGUCAAUGCACUGUUAUAUUAUGAAGCUUGGCCUGGAUUGUAAUGUGAAUAUAUUGAACAGUCUUUUGAGCUUUUACAUGGGUUACGUUAAUUUAAUGAAUUAUGCCGAUGUACUGUUUGAUAGAUUGUCUGAGAGAAAUGUUGUUACAGUUAAUAGUAUGAUUACUGGGCAUGUGAAAAGAGGAAAUCUUGAAGUGGGUUUGAGUUUGUUUAUUAAAAUGUUGAGGGGUUGUUUUGGUACGAAUGUAGAGCCUAAUUAUGUUAGUUAUGUUAUUUUGAUAUCUGGAUGUGUUGAUUUUGGGGAGCUCAGUAUUGGAAAUGCACUAUACUGCUGUUGCUGCAAAGUUGGAUUGGAUUUGAAUGUUGAGAUAUGCAAUGUUCUUAUUGAUUUGUAUUCUAAGUUAGGAUGCAUUUAUGAUGCUUUGAGAGUGUUUAAUAACAUGCCUCACAAGGAUUUGAUUUCAUGGAAUACUAUGCUUUCGAUGUAUGCUAAUAAUGGAGAUUGUAUGGAAGCUUUAACAUUGUUUAAAGAAAUGCGGAGUAAGAAAAUAGAAGCUGAUGGAGCUUCCUUUAGUAGCUUGGUAUCAGCUUGUGCUGCUUCUCGAUAUCUCGAAUUGGGGAGGUUGAUCCAUAGUCAUGUAAUAGCUACGGGGAUGGAGUACGAUGUUUCGGUAGGGACAGCACUUAUCAACAUGUAUACAGAAUGCAGAGAAGUCGAGUCAGCAAGGAAACUUUUCGAGGAGCUACCAAAGCAAAAUAUUGCUUCUUGGAAUGCGAUGAUACAUUCAUAUGUGGAAGGUGGACUUCCCUUUGAGGCUUUAAAGCUUUUUCACAGGAUCAAGUCUAGAAACGUAGAACCAGAACAAGUGACGUUUGUGGGAUUAAUUAUGGCUUGUCGUGAUUCUGGAGAUCUAGAUGAGGGUGUUCGUAUACAUUCUUAUCUAGGGAGUAACGAUCAAGUUAAAGAAAGUAUAAUUUUGGGAAAUGCGCUUAUUGAUAUGUAUGCAAAAUGUGGGAGCAUGGAUAGGGCUAGAGCUGUUUUUGAUACAAUGCUAAAGAGAGAUGUCGUCUCAUGGACAUCAAUCAUAGUUGGACAUGCCAUAAAUGGUGAAGGAAAGAAAUCUCUUGCUGCUUUUGAGCAAAUGUGUGCUGAGAAAAUUGAUCCUAAUCCUGUUACCUUCAUUGGUGUUCUGUCAGCAUGUGACCAUGCUGGUUUGAUUGAUGAAGGUAAACAUUUGUUUGAUAUUAUGCGUAAUGUUUUCAAUAUUGAACCCAGGAUUGAGCAUCUUGGAUGCGUGGUUGACAUGCUUGCCAGAGCUGGAAGAAUUGAGGAGGCUAGUCAAUAUCUUGGAGAAAUGCCUUUAGAAUCGAACACACCUGUUUGGAGAAUGUUGAUGAAUGGUUGCAGAAUUCAUGGCAACAUCGGUUUAGGCUUGAACUUGGUUGGUUGCAAAACAGAAAACAAAUCCCAAGGGUCUGAAGAUCAUGUAAUUCUCUCUAAUGUCUAUGCUGAAGCUGGAAAAUGGGAUGAUGUUAUUUGCUGCAGAAGCCUCAUGGUAGUUGAGAAAGAUCAGAAAGUUGCAGGAAGUUCCGUUUAUUUGCAAUAG